AUGAUUACGGCAGCGAAUGCUCAGGCUCAACAACAGGCACAAAUGGCGCAACCGCAACAACAACAGAUGAAUCAUAUGAAUCAUCAUCAUGUAGCACAACAACUGCAUCAUCUUCCUCAAUCUCACCAAGCCGCUACAGCCCAGCUGGUACAUCCUCAAAGUGCCCAACACCACGGCCAUCAACAUAACGGACACCCUGGUGUAAACAUUCCUGGUGCACCAGCUGCACCUGCGCCACACCCACUUCAAGCUCCGCAAGGGGGAGUCCCGUCCGCUCAAAUGAUUUGGAAUCACCAAACUGCAGCUGCGUCACAAAUGUAUGCUGCCGCCUUUGCUGCUAUGGGUGCAGCAAAUCAAGUUGUUGUUGCUGCGGCUGCUGCUGAUACCUCGAACGCGGCAGCUCCUCGCCCAACCUUUGUGAAUGCGAAGCAAUAUCGUAGGAUUCUGAAGAGGCGAGAAGCUAGAGCCAAGCUCGAAGAAUACUACCAACGGAAACAAGCUCAAAUGAAAGCUCGGAACGACAAGAAACCUUACAUGCACGAGUCUCGCCAUAGACACGCGAUGAAGCGCCCUAGAGGUCCAGGAGGCCGCUUCCUGACAAAGGCGGAGCUAGUAGAUUACUACAAGGAUCAUCCUGACGAAGAUCCCAGUCGGUUGCAAGACACAAUGGGUUCCUCUCCGACUAAUGAAACUGCCGCUGACGCUGUUGCUGCUGGCGCUGCUGCUGCUGCUGUUUCCAACAAAAAGGCCAAAACAGCUGCCUAG
Cylindrotheca closterium is the source of this 765-nucleotide messenger RNA. The record is from the annotation of a GenBank genome assembly. Lineage: Eukaryota; Bacillariophyta; Bacillariophyceae; Bacillariales; Bacillariaceae.